Messenger RNA from Panicum virgatum (switchgrass), 1134 nucleotides. RefSeq lists its product as uncharacterized. The record is from RefSeq and is a predicted model, not a curated record. The transcript has a single exon. Bases 1 to 1134 code for a protein of 377 amino acids. NCBI's taxonomy places the organism in Eukaryota, Viridiplantae, Streptophyta, Magnoliopsida, Poales, Poaceae.
AUGGCUUCUCCACAGGACCAGCAGGUACCUCAGCAGUCCACUACUACUACUGCUGGACAGCCUAGUUCUUCUACACCACCAGCUAUAGCUCCUAAUGAUCCAUCAUCAAUCAGUUCGACUUCAGUUCCACCUGCCAAGCCGAAGCUGCCAUUUCCAGAACGGUUUGAGAAGUCAAGUGAAGACAAGCAGUUUGCUAAGUUUCUGGAGAUGAUGAAAGAUGCGCAGAUUACCAUCCCCAUCCUUGAUGCUGUCUUACAUGUUCCGAUGUAUGCAAAGUUCUUUAAGGAGCUGCUCACAAAGAAGCGAAACAUUAACGAGCCAGAAGUGGUUACUCUUACUAAGGAAUGCAGUGCAGUCAUUCAAAAUAAGAGACCUCCCAAGUUAGAUGACCCAGGCAGUUUCUGUAUUCCAUGCUUGAUAGGAUCUAAAAGUUUCCGUGCUUUAUGUGAUCUUGGCUCUAGUGUGAGUGUGAUUCCCCUCUCUGUCUGCGAGGCACUACCUUUGGGUGAUGUACGGCCGACUACCAUGACUCUCCAGCUUGCUGAUCGCACUUAUCGCCAUCAGGCAGGCAUUUUGGUUGAUGUCCCUGUGAUAGUUGGUAACUUCGCAUUUCCAGUUGAUUUUGUUGUCUUGGAGAUGGAGGAUAAGAGCGAGCCUAUUAUUUUGGGGAGACCCUUUCUAGCUACUGCAGGGGCUGUCAUCGAUGUGAAAGAUGCUAAGCUCACGCUUCAAUUUGGUGAGGAGAAAGUCUCAUUUGACAUGAGGCAUCCAACUCACCUUCCUCACUGUCCAGACCUGUGUUUCACCAUUGAUGUGAUUGAUGAGUGUGUUACUGAGACAUAUUUGAGUUCAGAGGAUGUGUCAGCAUUGGAGGAUGAGAAGUCUAUUCUUUAUAAUGAGCAUACUUCUAUUGAUCCAUCUCCUGUAGCUCUAAUUGAUUCUUCUCAGGAGGCUUCUCUUACUUAUGAUCUUAUACCAUCUUCAGCUCCUAAGGUAGAUCUGAAACCUCUUCCUGAGCAUUUGAGAUAUGAGUUUCUUGGAUCUGAUAAUACAUAUCCUGUUAUUGUGAGUUCUCGUCUGACUCCUAUGGAGAUUGACCGUCUUCUUGAAAUUCUUCGUCGAUAUCGAGCUUAG